Messenger RNA from Pedinophyceae sp. YPF-701, 4731 nucleotides. NCBI's taxonomy places the organism in Eukaryota, Viridiplantae, Chlorophyta, Pedinophyceae. The record is from the annotation of a GenBank genome assembly.
AUGGAGGAGCAAGCAGCUGCGAAAGCGCCCGCCCCGGUGGCUCCCGCGGGGCCGCCGGGGCACCACGCGGGCUGGGAGCCGUCUCCGGAGGAGCGCACCGUCGUCCGGAGCAAGAUGAUGGAGAUAUUCGCGAAGACGAAGCUGGGGAGUCGCGCGGAGCAGAUGGAGGAGUUCGUGAACAAGCUCGAGGUGCACUUGAUGCACAAGGCCCGCUCCAAGGAAGAGUACAUGAACGAGAGCACUUUGGAGGCCCGGCUCCAGCACCUGGUGGCUGGGCUCAAGAACUCGAGUGCGAAGAACGCCGGCGCGGAGCAGGCGCGCAGCUCAGCCCGUGGGCAGCAGCAGCAUCCGCCCGCGCAGCCCAAUGAAGGCCCGCCGGCCCCGUCCGCCGGCUAUUACCAGGCCGAGGCGAAGCCGGACACGAUGCACAUGCAGCCCAUGAAUGGCUCCGUGCCGCUCCAGGCGCCGCAGCCAGGCCAGGGGUACUCUACCGCGCACAAUCGGGAGUCGACUAGCAUGAUGGGCUACUCGGGCAGAGGGAUGCCCCCCGGCCCCAUGGGCCCCGGGAACUCCGCGGCGAUGCUCAACCCGAGCAUGGCUACCAUGUACGGCGGCUUCGACGGCCCGAACGCCCCCGCGGAGGCCAAGAUGGCGCCUCAGCGGGGCGCACCACUCGGCUCCGAAGGCAUGCACCUCGCGGGGAGCGCACCGCCCGGGUCGGUCCCGAACCCGUCCAUGACAGGAGGAUUCCCGAGCAACGGCAUGAUGGUGCCCACCGCGAGCCAGCCCCCGUCCUCUGACCCCGCCGGAGCGGGCCUUCUGCACACGAUGCACCCAAUGGGCGGCCCCCCCGGCAGCGGGCCGGGCCCGGGCGACCGCAUGGGCUACUCCAACAUCGGUAUUCGCGCCUCCAACGGCGCUGGACCGCCCGUUUACAGCCAGGGCAUGUCAGGGCCGCCGCAGGGGAUGCCAACGCCGGGGCUGCCUGCUUCCAUGGGCCCUCCCGGCCCGGGCAUGAUGGCCAAUGGGGCGCCCGUGCUCCUCCGCGGCGGCGGCAGCGCCUCGGGGCCGAUGCGCUCGUCCAGCGGGCCCGGCGGCGUCCCCGGCAUGAUGCCGGUUCCAGCGAGCAUUCCCGUCCCGGGGCGCAUGUCCGUGCAGGGCAUGCCGCCGCAGAUGGGCGCGCAGAACAGCGGGCAGAUGCGCUCCGGCCCGCCGAUGAUGAGCACCCCGGGGGGGAUCAUGCCCAACCCCCCCAACGUGCCGCAGAGCUACGGCAACAUGGGCAGCUCCGGCGGCAUGAUCCCGUCGCCAGGACUCAGCGGGCCGCCCAUGGGAGCGCCCGGGGGCAGCAGCUCGAUGAUGAUGCCCUCGUCCAUGUCCAUGUCCAUGUCGAUGUCGAUGUCGAUGCACAUGCCCAUGAGCGGGCCAGGCAUGCCCAUGGGGAUGUCGCACGGGCCGACGUCAAUGCCGAUGUCGAUGGCGCAGCCGUCGCUCGGCAUGUCGCAGCCCAUGAUGCGCGGCAUGAUACCCACCCCGGGGACUAAUGUGGGCGGUAUGAACAUGAAGAUGGCCACGCCGGGGAUGAACGGGCCGCCGAAUGGGCCGCCGCCCGGGGCGCCCGGGCCGAUGCGGCUGCCGCCGGGCGUGAUCCCGACGCCCGGGCAGCAGGGGCCGCCGGGGCAGGGCGACCAGCACGGCAUGGGCAUGCACAGCGCCAAGGGCGGGUGGGGCGGCGACGUGGGCGAGCAGGAGCGCGCGGCCAAGGUGGAGAAGCAGAAGCUGUUCAUCAAGAAGCAGCAGCAGUGGCUGCUGUUCCUCCGGCACUGCGCGCGGUGCCAGGCGCCCGCGGGCCAGUGCGAGUACGGAGACAACUGCUCUGUGGCAAAGGAGCUCUGGCAACACAUCCUGACGUGCAAGGACACCAAGUGCCAGUACCAGCGCUGCGCGAGCAGCCGCGAGCUCCUCAAGCACCACUCGAAGUGCAACAACCCGCAGUGCCCGAUCUGCAUCCCAGUGAAGACGCACGUGGAGCGGCUGCGGAGGGCGGCGAUGGCGCAGCAGGCGGGGCAGGCUCCGCCGCCGCAGCAGGCUCUGAUGCAUGUGCACCGGCCGCAGGGCGUGCCGAACAUGAGCGUGCCGAUGUCCGCGCAGGCGGCGCAGGCCCCACAGCGUGUGGCGGGCAUGAAGCGCCAGCCGGACGCCGGCGCGGUGGCGCCGAUGCGGAUCGUGCAGCAGGGCCCGCCGAAGCGCGGCCCGAUGAACCAGGCGGGCCUGACGUCGCUCCUUGAGUGCUUCGACGUCGAGGAGAUGCAGCAGCACAUCACGUCGCUGCGGUCGGGGGACCCCGCGCAGACGGACCGCUCGCGCGUGCACACGGACGCGAUGGGCGUGGACGUGAACACGUGCAAGGCGUGCCACCAGCAGGGCCUGACCUUCGCGCCGCCGACGUUGUGGUGCGGCGUGUGCCAGCUGCGCAUCAAGGCCAACCAGCAGUACUGGACGGGGCAGGAGCCGCAGCUGGACAACCAGCGCGUGUACAUCUGCAACGGGUGCUACGGGAAGCCGCCGAAGGAGCACAUCCACAUCGACGGCAUCGCGAUUCGAAAGGCGGGGUUGGAGAAGAAGCGCAACCAGGAGGAGACGGAGGAAGCCUGGGUGGGGUGCGACCGGUGCGACGCGUGGGUGCAUCAGAUCUGCGGGCUGUUCAACAAGGGGCGGAACCCCGAGGAGGCGACGUUUUUGUGCCCGGAGUGCAUGCUGGAGAUGACGCAGCGCGGGGAGCGCGCGCCGCUGCGCACGCGGCCGUCGCACAUGCUCACGGCGCGCGACCUGCCGCCGUGCGCGCUGUCGAAGUUCCUCGAGCAGCGGCUGGAGAGCGCGAUCGAGCGGGAGCGCGAGGACAAGGCGCGCCUGAUGGGCGUGGACGCGGCCGCGCUGCCCAGCACCGUGGGCGGCCUCACCGUGCGCGUCGUGCAGGCGUGCAAGAAGGUCUGCACGGUGCUCCCCAAGUUCAGGGAGCACUUCGAGGCCCAGGGGUACCCCGCGGACUUCCCGUACAAGCAGAAGGUCGUCGUCCUGUUCCAGAAGAUCGAGGGCGUGGACGUGCUCCUCUUCUGCAUGUACCUGCACGAGUUCGGCGCCGAGUGCCCCCCGCCCAACAGGCGCACGGUGUACCUGAGCUACCUCGACAGCGUCAAGUACCUCCGCCCGGAGGACGAGGCCACGGACCGCGGGGGCAUCUCGGUCCGCACCAUGGUGUACCACGAGCUGCUCCUGGGCUACAUCGAGCACGUGCGGCAGCGCGGGUUCACGUCGAUGUACAUCUGGGCGUGCCCGCCCACGCAGGGCGACGACUACAUCAUGUACUGCCACCCGCAGCGGCAGAAGGUGCCGCGCUCGGACAAGCUGCGGGAGUGGUACCUGACGAUGCUCAAGUACGGGCAGGAGAACGGCGUGGUGUACCACUGCACGAACCUGUUCGACACGUUCUUUGACGGCGGGCGCGAGCACCGCCGCGACCGCGCCAGCCUGAUGGACAUCCCCUACUUCGAGGGGGACUACUGGCCGGGGGAGGCGGAGAACCACCUGGCCAGCCUGACGACGGGCGGCGCGGGCGGGAAGGGCGCGAAGGGCGCGAAGGGCGCGGCGCAGGCGCGGAAGGGCGCGAAGGGCAAGGGGCGCUCCCGCGAGCCUGUGUCGACCGACGAGCAGGUGAUGCGCAACAUGAUUGCAGGCAUGGGCACGAUGCGCGAGGACUUCAUCGUGGCGCACCUGUACCCGUACUGCGCGUUUUGCCGCAAGUACUACGACGGCGAGGUGUACUACGUGCCGCGGGAGGUCCACGCGGGCGAGGUGAAUGCGCGCCACAUCUCGGGGGCCUUCAACGCGCCCGCGAUGCAGCGCGCGACGUUCACGCUCUGCCACGCGUGCUGGACAAGCGAGGUGAACCGCCUGCACGCGCAGCAGCAGCUGCCCGUGGGCAUGGCCGGGCAGAAGGUCGUCCCGAACGGCGUGGCCGUGCAGGACAUGCAGCUCGUCGAGCACCCGCGGCUCGCGGCCACGCACGACGGCGACACGGACUUCCAGUGCGAGUUCUUCGAGACGCGCAUCCAGUUCCUGUCGCUGUGCCAGGGCAACCACUACCAGUUCGACACCCUGCGCCGCGCCAAGCACUCGUCCAUGAUGGUGCUCUACCACCUGCACAACCCCGACGAGCCGGCGUUCAGCUCCAACUGCAACGGGUGCCACGUGGAGAUCGAGCCCGGACAGGGCAUGCGCUGCACCGUCUGCAAAGACUAUGACCUGUGCACACGCUGCCAUCAGGCGGGCAAGCACAAGCAGCACCCCAUGGUCAGCCAGAGCCAGCCGCGCGGGCAGCAGCAUGCGAGCGCCGAGCAGCAGGCUCGGCAGAAGCGGCUCGAGCGCGCGAUCAAGGUCUUCGAGCACGCGGCGACCUGCCAGGACCCCAACUGCCAGGUGCCCAAUUGCCAGCGCGUCAAGCAAACGCUCUUCUCGCACGGCAGCCAGUGCGACGGGCGGACGUGCCAGAUGUGCCGGAAGAUCGCCGCGCUGCUGCACGUGCACAUGCAGCGCUGCAGCAACUCGAACUGCCCCGUGCCCAAGUGCCUCAAGUUCCGCCAGCUGCGGCAGCGCCGGGCUGCCAAGAAGGACCAGAAGCGCCGGGCGAACUUCGCGCAGCUGUAUGCCAGACAGGGCAGCGUGGCGAGCUGA